AUGAGCCAGAGAAACCACACCAACAUCAAGGAGUUCGUCUUCGUGGAACUCACUCACUUCCGGGAGCUGGAGUUUUUCUUGUUUAUGGUCUUCCUGGCUGUGUAUGUCACAACCGUGCUGGGCAACGCCCUCAUCGUGGUGACCAUCACCUGCGAGUCUCACCUCCACACUCCCAUGUACUUUCUCCUGCGGAACAAAUCCAUCUUGGACAUUGUUUUCUCAUCAGUCACUGUCCCCAAGUUCCUGGUGGAUCUUUUAUCUGAGAGGAAAGCCAUCUCCUACAAUGGCUGCAUGGCCCAGAUUUUCUUCUUCCACUUCGCUGGUGGUGCAGAUAUUUUUUUCCUCUCUGUGAUGGCCUACGACAGAUACCUGGCCAUCUCCAGACCCCUACAUUAUGUGUCAAUUAUGAGGAGAGAGGUGUGGAUGUCCUUGAUCAUAGCUUCCUGGGUGGGCGGGGCCCUGCAUUCAUUUGUUCAGAUAAUUCUGAUGCUUCCUCUCCCAUUCUGUGGGCCUAAUAUCCUGGAUGCCUUCUACUGCGACGUGCCCCAAGUGGUUAAGCUGGCCUGCACCGACACCUUCGUUCUAGAGCUCCUCAUGAUCUCCAACAACGGGCUGGUGACCCUGCUUUGGUUCCUCCUGCUGCUGGCAUCAUACACGGCCAUCUUGGUGAUGCUGAGGUCCCAUUCUGGCGAGGGCCAAAAGAAAGCCCUCUCCACGUGCACCUCCCACAUCCUGGUGGUGACUCUUCACUUCAUGCCCUGCAUCUACAUCUACUGCCGGCCCUUCACUACGCUGCCCAUGGACACGGCUGUGUCCAUCAACAACACGGUCAUCACCCCCAUGCUGAACCCCAUGAUCUACUCCCUGAGGAACCAAGAGAUGAAGUCGGCCAUGAAGAGACUUCAGAGAAAGCUUGGGCCUUCUGAGGAUAAUAAGCUGAGGUGA
Molecule: messenger RNA, 945 nt
Organism: Talpa occidentalis (Iberian mole)
Lineage: Eukaryota; Metazoa; Chordata; Mammalia; Eulipotyphla; Talpidae
Product: olfactory receptor 4D6
Exons: 1
Coding region: 1-945 (314 amino acids)
Biological process (GO): G protein-coupled receptor signaling pathway
Cellular component (GO): membrane
Molecular function (GO): olfactory receptor activity; G protein-coupled receptor activity
Source: RefSeq, a predicted model, not a curated record